Molecule: messenger RNA, 1308 nt
Organism: Schistocerca serialis cubense
Lineage: Eukaryota; Metazoa; Arthropoda; Insecta; Orthoptera; Acrididae
Exons: 7
Coding region: 1-1308 (435 amino acids)
Molecular function (GO): CoA-ligase activity
Source: RefSeq, a predicted model, not a curated record
AUGGCGACGAUCAGGGACGGCGAGAAGCAGAGCCGGUACGUGCUGAGCGGCCCGCCGCUGACUGAGGCCGAGGUGGCGGGGGCGGAUCUGCCCCUGGCGUCCUACCUCGUCCAGAAGCUGGCCGCCCACGGACACCGCGUUCUGCAGGGAGACACCGUGGCCGUCUGCAUCGGCCGCUCCGCGCUCUUCGCGCCGGCCCUGCUGGCCGCGCUCUGCUCUGGGGCCGUCUGCGCCGUCGUCAACGCCGCCCUGCCUCAUGAGAGCCUGCACCGAGUGCUACACGAGCUGAAGCCGGUGGCGGUGCUGUGCCAGCCACAGUUCGAGAAGUCCGCCUCAGACGCCAAACCGGCAGACUGCCCGCUGCAGGUGCUGGGGUCUGCUGAGUCGGUAGCUGACGCUCAGCAGCUGCUGAUGCGGAGCGCCCAGGGGCUGAAGGCGGACAACACGGCCCCCGCCGUCGCUCUGCUCAGUUCUGGUACCACGGGGCAUCCCAAGAUCAUCCGGAUACCUCGCCGCACCUUGGCCCCCACCGUUAUGUUCAUACCGCCGAACCAGUGGGUCUCGCUGGCCCGACAUUGUCCGGAGGACCGACUGCGGUCAGCGCUGCAGCAGGUGCGCGUCUGCAUGACGGGGGGCGCCGCGCUCAAGGCGGAGGCGCACGCUUGGAUAGAGGCGCGCACGGGCCGCCCGCUGACACAGUGGUACGGCCAGACAGAGGCCUUCCCGCUCUGCAUGGUCGUCAGCCGCCAAGCGCCGGCGCCCCAUGGCUCCGUGGGCCGCGUCAGCGCCGGGAUGCAAGCCAAGGUAUUGGACUUACAGACCGGGAAGCAUCUCGGUCCAGGAGUCGACGGCGAGCUGUGCUUCAAAGGAUGGGGCUUCUCAGAGGAGUACACGGACAAGGAAGGCUGGGUCCACACUGGAGACGUGGGCCACUAUGAUGCGGAUGGCAACUUCUACGUCGUCGACAGAGUAAAGGAACUCGUCAAAUACCGCGGUGUCCACGUGUCACCAUCAGAGCUGGAGGCGUGGCUGCUGGGACACCCGCAGGUGUCGGAGGCAGUGGUGGUGGGCCUGCCACAUGACGAGGACCAGGAGCACCCAGCUGCCUUCGUCGUGCUGGCCCAAGGCGCUACCGUCACUCCUGACGAGUUGAAGCAACUGGUCAAAGAGAAAGCGUGCGGCAGCGAGGAGAAGCUGCUACAUGGGGGCGUGUUCCUGGUGGAGUCCAUCCCUCGCGUGGCCACUGGGAAGGUCAGCAGGGGGCAGCUGCGGCGCGCUCUCCUGGAGAGGGUCACAGGAAGGGCCUAA